Messenger RNA from Fusarium pseudograminearum CS3096, 912 nucleotides. RefSeq lists its product as uncharacterized. Lineage: Eukaryota; Fungi; Ascomycota; Sordariomycetes; Hypocreales; Nectriaceae. The record is from RefSeq and is a predicted model, not a curated record. Bases 1 to 912 code for a protein of 303 amino acids. The transcript has 2 exons.
AUGAACCUACCAACACCUGUCACUCUUCCAUAUCAGUGCACGGACAAGUUACCCAGUCCCCUGCCUACCACCGAAGAGAUCCACAAUGCACAAGUCAAACUUUCUUCGCGAAGAGAGGUUUGGGAAAGAAGCGGCGUUUGUUCUAUCAGGGAAUAUGCUGUAAAGUAUGGCAAUAACGUCGGCGAAAAUGAGGGAAACGCGCUUCUCUUUCUGGAGAAGAACCGCGUCCUUGCCCCUCGUUUAUACGCCAUGUAUCGAGAAGCAUCCUCUGGUCAUGUCUAUUUAAUAAUGGAGCGUCUUGCUGGACACGAUCUUGAGUCUCUUUGGCCAACCCUCGAGCCUCAAGACAAGUCAUCAAUUGCGACACAACUGCGCUCAAUCUUGACCCAGAUACGAUCGAUCAGCCCACCUUCUCUUUUUGGCGGCGUCUGUGGAGGCGGUAUCCCCGAUACCAUUUUCGAAACUAAUGUCCCUGAUUCAAGGAUAAAUGGUCCGUUUCGGACAUCGUCAGAAGUAGCGUCUGCUAUAUCACUUGUUCUGCAGAACAAUGGGGGUGAAUGGAUGACUGACUAUCUCUGUCGACAUGUCCCUACUGUUCUAGGCGACUUUCCAGUCACAUUCACCCACGGUGACUUUCACAUGGGAAAUAUCAUGGUGGAGAAGACACCUGUCAGCCCCAGUCAAGAGACCAGCACACAUGGAAACGAGAAUCAAUGGAGCUAUCAAGUCACAGGCCUUGUAGAUUGGGAGUCGGCAGGAUGGUACCCUGCCUACUGGGACUAUGUUACUGCAGUUGCGCGUCCGCCGCCAGAAAAGGAUUGGCCAAAGACGGUAGAUGCCAUCCUCGAGCCAUAUCCGGCAGAGGCUUACCCAUUAUGUAGAGAUACAACAAUUGCAAUUACUGAAAUUUAG